GAAUCCUGGCUCCUGGGAACUCCUCCUCACUCUCAGGAGCCAGAGAACCUCAGGGCUAAGGUAAAAGGCAAAACAAAACAAAAAAAAAACCAGCGAUUUUCUGGAAAUCUAAUUGGUCAAUCUGUUGGCACUACAUUAUAGACUGUUGACCGUCCUACAAUAGUCUAACAAAGUUAGUUGGUAAAAUGGCGGUUUAAUUAGUUUCAUAGUUUGCCUCGAAAAAUGUACUAGCAAAACAGACCAUCGAGAAACGGGGACUUUGUCUCCCCCGAUUCCCACGCCAUUGGCCUCUCCUUCUCUCCUCAAUUCCCAAUAUCCAGUUUCAACUCUCGAAUCUUUAAUUUUUUAAAAAAAUUCCUUUUUUUUUUCUUCACCACCAAAAAAUCAUUUUCCCAUUAAUUUAACUAUUUUGGGUAUCUAAUUCACUCCUAUAUAAACCCAACACAGAUUCCCUGGCUUUGCUUCAUCAAGCGGUAACCAGAAAACACAUUCUUUCUUCUUCUUCUUCUUCUUCACCAAUCUAAUCUGAUUAAUUUUUUUUUUUUUAUCAAGGAAGUAUCAACCAUGGAUGCAAUGCUCAUAAGUAGUUCUAGGAUUUUAGCUAGUUAUAUUUUUGUUUUAUUAUUUUUUGCUGCUUCUCUAUCUUAUGCUAGUGAUCAGCAUUAUAGAGAUGAUGAAAAUACCAGAAUCGAGGGACUAACGGACGAGGCCUACUUCAACGCCAAGGCAAAGGCCAUUUACGAGCUGUGGCUGGCUUCAAACCGGAAAACAUACAAUGGUUUGGAAGAGAAAGAUGUUAGAUUUGAGAUUUUCAAGGAUAAUUUGAAGUUCAUUGAAGAACACAACUCUGAAAACCGAACCUACAAGGUGGGCUUGAAUCGUUUCGCUGAUCUGACCAAUGAGGAGUACCGGGUCAUGUAUUUGGGCACCCGGACUGAUGCCAAGCGCCGGGUCAUGAAAUCCAGGAAUCCCAGCCGGCGGUAUGCCUUCCGGGAUGGCUCUGAUGAGUUGCCGGAAUCUGUUGAUUGGAGGAAGAAGGGCGCAGUUUCUCCCAUCAAGAAUCAAGGAAAUUGUGGGAGUUGUUGGGCUUUCUCGACCAUAGCUGCAGUGGAAGGCAUCAAUAGUAUUGUAACAGGGGAACUAAUCACUCUGUCAGAGCAAGAACUUGUAGAUUGUGACAAAGGUUACAAUUCUGGCUGCAAUGGAGGGCUAAUGGAUUAUGCUUUUAAAUUCAUCAUUUCCAAUGGUGGAAUUGAUACUGAAACGGACUACCCUUACAAAGGUCGUGACGGUACAUGCGAUCCCAAUCGAAAGAAUUCCAAAGCUGUAAGCAUAGACGGGUUUGAAGAUGUUCCACCUAAUGAUGAGAAAGCAUUGCAAAAGGCCGUGGCACAUCAACCUGUCAGUGUUGCCAUCGAAGCCUCUGGUAGAGCAAUGCAACUUUACAAAUCAGGCGUCUUUACGGGCGGAUGUGGGGAAUCAUUAGACCAUGGUGUGGUGGUGGUGGGAUAUGGUACUGAAAAUGGCAAGGAUUACUGGAUAGUGAGGAAUUCAUGGGGUACUAACUGGGGAGAGAAUGGAUAUUUGAGGAUGGAACGAAAUGUGAUCGAAACCAACAAGGGCAAAUGUGGAAUUGCUGUGGAGCCGUCUUACCCGAUCAAAAAUGGCGGGACGAUCCUCAAGCUGGUGACUGGUUUUGAAGGCAGUUCCUGAAUCUCUCUUUCUUUGCUGCCUUUUUUUAAUAGCCAGGAAAAAAAAGAACAGUGCCAAGAAUUGAUUCGCUUGUGCUGUUAAAAUGCAUUGAAGAUUACCUUUGUCUAGUAUAGUGCAUUAUGGAAUUUUUCCUUCACUGAUGUUUGCUCAGUGGCUCAAGGAAACAGUGGUUUAAUCAGUCAUUUAGGUUUGGGUCAUUUUCAUGAUUGUAUAGAAAAUUUAGUAGCUGGAAUUCACAUCAAUCUGAUGGGUUUUGCUUCAAAGCAGCAUUUCAGUUUUAACUUUUAAGCUUCCGUUUGUGAGGAGUAAUGAUGGGUUCCUACAAAACCUACAAGGUUUCUCUAUUUUAGUACUACAAUUGUUUCUAUUUUAAAUCACUCAUUUUUUUUUUUGAAUUGGUA
This is a messenger RNA of Oldenlandia corymbosa var. corymbosa, 2114 nucleotides long. Lineage: Eukaryota; Viridiplantae; Streptophyta; Magnoliopsida; Gentianales; Rubiaceae. The record is from the annotation of a GenBank genome assembly.